Selaginella moellendorffii is the source of this 2407-nucleotide messenger RNA. Its product is annotated as pentatricopeptide repeat-containing protein At3g24000, mitochondrial. Gene Ontology annotation, molecular function: zinc ion binding; protein binding; RNA binding. The record is from RefSeq and is a predicted model, not a curated record. The coding region runs from base 38 to 2284 and encodes 748 amino acids. The transcript has 2 exons. Lineage: Eukaryota; Viridiplantae; Streptophyta; Lycopodiopsida; Selaginellales; Selaginellaceae. Gene Ontology annotation, biological process: RNA modification.
GAAAAUCUAGAUUUUGACACCACGGCCAUUAGGGUUUAUGGUUUGUGGCAAGAAGGCGUGCGCGAUCCCAGGUUCUGCUGUCUUCUCGCGAUACUUGCAUUUCGGGUCCUCGAUCGGCGCCAAGAGCGCGCUGCGCAAGAUCACCGCUGCCGAGGAGGGGGCGCAGUACAAUCUGGAAUGGCUCAACAAGGUACUCGAGGGAUUGGACAGGAAUGUGAUUCGUGGGAGGGGCGAGAGGGAUUACUUCCUCUACAUUGUCCGCCUGUGUACCCGGCUCAAGGCGCUGGUGGCUGGGAGGAGAAUCCACGAGCAGCUCGUCCAGAUGGGGAUUGCCGAGCAGCUCCCGCUCGCCAAAUUCAUCGUCCAGAUGUAUCUCAGCUGUGGGAGCCUCGAUGAGGCGCGCAAUCUCUUCGAUUUGCUGCCUUCCAAGGAUGUUGGUAUGUGGACCGCGGUGAUAGCGGCCUAUGCCAAGUAUGGGAGAUGGCAGGAAGCGAUCAAACUCUUCGAGACAAUGGAAAGUAGGACGGGUCCGGCAAAGGCGACUUACUUCGCGGUGAUGAAAUCCUUCGCCAGUGCCGAGUCUCUGGCGGGUGCCAGGCUUGUUCACAGCAGGAUAGUCGAGCUUGGGGCUGAGAACGAUGAUCUUGUCCGUGCGGCGCUGAUAGAAAUGUAUGGGAGGUGUGGCAGCUUGGAAGAGGCUUGGAGCAUCUUCAGUAGCAGUGUGGCUGGUGAUGGAGGUCCUCACAGCGUUUUGGUGUGGAACGCUAUCAUCUCAGCUUCCUUCCAGAAUGGUCAGCUCAAGGGGUCGCUGGAACUCUUUUGGAAGAUGCGAAGGCAGGGAGUGAGGCCGGAUAGCUUGACUUUGGCUACUGCUUUAGAUACCUGUGCUGCGAGUGGGAAUUUGCACGAAGGCAGGGUGGUGGCCGAGCUCGUCACCGUUUAUGGCCUCCAGAGCAACGAUCUCGUCAACUCUUCGCUGGUACAUAUGUAUGGCAAGUGUGGAAGCUUGGAUGAUGCUCGGAGAGUGUUCGACGGGAUGGCUCACAGGGGUCCGGUGGUUUGGAGCAAGAUGAUAGCCGCGUACAGCGAGCACGGCCAUUGCAGCGAAGCCUUUGUCUUGCUGAAAGAGAUGGAGUCCGCAAAGAUGGUGGCUGAUGCUAGUAGCUGCGUGGCAUUUCUGCAAGCUUGCGGGAGUCUCCUGGCUCUGGAAGCGGGGCAAGAGGUUCAUGGCUGGAUAACAAUGAAAGGCCUUGAGCAAGAUGUUUUCGUGGGCAACGCACUCGUGGACAUGUAUGGAAAGUGUGGCAGUGUUGAGGAAGCCUGGGCGGUGUUUGACAAUAUGAAGGAGAAGAACUGGUUCUCGUGGAACUUCAUGGUGGAAGCGUACUGCUCUUCAGGCUACAGCACCGAGGCUAUACAGGUGUUCUUACAGAUGCUACAGGAAGGUGUGAAGCCAAACGCCAAGACAUUUACGAGUGUCUUGGUUGCAUGCGGGCAUGCUGGUUUCAUACGAGAAGGGAUUCUCCAUCUUGUCUACAUGAGCAGUGACUACGACGUGGUUCCGAUAGCCGAGCACUAUGCCUGCGCAGUCGGCCUCCUCGGACGAUCUGGCUGGGUGAAAGAAGCCGAGGAGUAUGUCAAGAAGCUGCCAGAUGCCGAGGCUCCCGUCUGGGACGCUCUAGUUACGGCGUGCAGGAUACACGGAGAUUUGGAUCGAGGAAGAUCUGCUGCUGAAAGCUUACUGGAGUGUAGUCCACACGCGGCUAGAUCUUAUGCUGUUGUCGCUGGCCUUUACAAUGCUCUCGCAAGAUCGGAUGAUGCUGCCAGAGUCCGAGAAACAAUGACCAGCAAAGGCUUGACAGAAGAACGCGUGACAAGCUCAAUUUUGGUCGGGAAUACCACUUGUCACGAGUUCAUCACUGCUGACACAAGACACAAGAGGAUACAGGGGAUACAUGCCGAGCUAGAGGACCUGGGGCAGAGAAUAGCAAAGGAUGGCUAUGCUCCCGAUGCGAGCAAGCUGCUUAUGCACGAGAGAGCUGAAGAACAGAGACAGGAAUCGCUGUUUUAUCAUAGCGAGAGACUUGCUGUUGGCUUGGGAGCCAUCAAAAUUCGGGGAGAUUGUCCUCUCAGGAUUAUCAGGAACUUCAGGAUGUGCGCUGACUGUCACACGGCCAUCAAGUUUAUGUCCAAGGCGAUGGGCAGAACAAUCAUCUUGAGAGAUGGAAGCAGCCAGCUUCAUCGUUUCGUGGAUGGUCACUGUGCGUGCCGAGAUUAUUGGUGAUUCUACUCAGGUAUGGACUUUUACUUCUAAGCUUUAGUCGGGCUGGACUGACUUUGCAGGUCCGUUUGAGAUUUUCCUUUUGACAACUCGUGUCCAUUUUUUUGAGGCAAGACUUUUUUUAUA